AUGUUCAAGUUGCAAAUGCCCGAAGACGAAGCAAAGGAACAAAGAGAAAAGAGAAAUAGAAACGAGAGACGAUACGCGGAGGAACAGCUGCCCGACACGGAGAACUCAAACUCUUUCCAAUCCCCCUUUCUCUUGAGCUCCCGUGAAGAGCAGGACUUAACGUUGAGCAUAAAAGGCUCCGUGGAGUCUGGAGUUAGAGCUGGAGCUACGGAUAUUGGUGGAGAUAGCUGCUGGCGGCUCAGUUUGGUUUCCCAGCAGCCUUCCAGAGUUGGGAUAGGCUACACUCAGAUGUGGUAUGAAAGUGUUCUGCAUGAUAUAGAUCUUCACCCCUCGGCACGGCUCAGAGAUGACGGAGCGGGUGGAAUUGAGUUCAACAUGAAUGCAACAUCCCCUGACGAUCGCAUUUUUGACCCUGGUCCCGUUCGCUCGUUCAGGUGGUGGGAUGGGCGGAGUAAACAGCAGGACGACACCACCCGGAGUUCUACAGGAUAGGCCUCAUGUUAGUUACUUCGGCCGGAAAAACAUUCGGCGUCAGCUCUAGCAUCGGUGAGAGAAACAAUCCGAUGAAGGGGACACGGAGUUACGCAGCGUAUAAAAGAUCUCAUACUGAUACUGAUACUGAUGAUGAUGAUGAUGAUUGUCCAAUAUUUCUCAAGGCUGUAUCUACCUUUGCGUACCCUUAACUCCAACCCAAUACCAACCUCUCGCGUUGAGUGCGAUGAUGCCUAGAAUAAUCAUAGGGUUGGAAGCAGGAGCGCCAGGCGCUUGACCAGGUUUCGCUGCCGGUAGUCUCCACACAAAUUGCGAUUUUGCGAUUUUGCGAUUUCGCUCAGACGAACCGGUUAUAUUUGUAUGACUGUUACGAACCGUCGUCGACCGUUCAAACUCAGCCGUUUCUCAAUCCUGAAUGGGCAUCAUGCAUCGGAGACAUUAGCAGGAAAUGGAGCUCAUCUUCGGCGCCCUUCACAACACCCCUUCAGAGGCUCUCUAAUGCGCCAUUGGUAGCUAGUCACGACUAAGGAAAUCCGUCGCAUGGCAGUUGUCGAUCCUAACUUCGGACUCGACGGAGAAAAUGUCCCCGCCAAGUGCGUUCUGCGGAGUGUUGGAGGUAUGGUUGUCAGUCUGUAGGUUUCGCAGCGAUGUUCAGGAAGUCUUCUAGAAUGCUGAGGAUCGAGUUGGGCCCAAUAACAGCAAGGCAAUACCCAAGAAAAAAAACCAAGAGGGAGCCUUUUCUGCCUUUGAAACAAUAGUCGAAUCGCAAUUAUUCGUUCUGUUCUGCCACGCGAAACUUUUGGCUCCACUAUGCCUAUCUGACGAACUGUUAUUUUGGUAAAAUGCCUGCCAGGGCUGCUAGGGAUUUCCCGCUUGGGCGUUGAGGUCUGGUCGGAACCUUAAAAAAGAGCUUGCAUGCCGAUCAUCUGCCAGGUAUCAAAACUAAGCUGCACAAUAUCCAUGGAGUAAGCGCUAAAUGCUCCAGCACGGUGGGUGGGAUUAGCACAAUAACAAGGUACCACGGCCCCAGCCAGUCACUUUGCAUGAUCAUAAGUUAGUUCAAACUCUCAUGUUCAUACUUGCCUCCGGAGUUGGGGGAGCUUCGGCUCGGGUAAAGGCUGAAUAUGCUAGGAUUGCGGCUGGAAAAUGCUUUGAAUUUUCCCGUAUACUGCGCAAACUUCAAUUUUACUAGUUAGAGUAUAUAACUAUAUGUCAUAGGGAGUAUGAGAGGAGGCGAUAAUUGAUUAUUGUCGCGAGACCGUAUUUUAGCUGUGGUGAGAGUACACAAUGGUCCGUUGACCAUGAUUCCAAAAUGGGACAAAUGCUUAAUUUCGUCUCGUCCAACCUGCCUCGGAGGCUCCGAACGAGCAACCCCAAGCCGUGUGCCGUGUGGGAGGGAAUAGUGGAAACGGAGGCUCCACUUAGAGCCAUGUUCCCCUUUGUUGGUAGCGUUUAAAUGUGAUUACGCAGGAUGCUUAUGUGUAUUUUUUUUGAAGUGGUUGAGCCAGGAUAUUCUGCAGGAAUGAAAGCCCCCUUUUCUGUGCCGCCAAUAAUAUUACUCUCAACUGAAAAGCCUAGCAAAUCAUACAAAUAGGGAAAAUGGGGAAGAUUGAGAGAGAAACGAAAGAACAAUGGGUCUUGCCCACUGUAUGACUCUAGCGAGCGUAAAUUUAGUAUCAGGGAUCUUAAGAUCAAUAAGCAGAUGAGAA
Molecule: messenger RNA, 2201 nt
Organism: Blastomyces gilchristii SLH14081
Lineage: Eukaryota; Fungi; Ascomycota; Eurotiomycetes; Onygenales; Ajellomycetaceae
Exons: 3
Coding region: 1-492 (163 amino acids)
Source: RefSeq, a predicted model, not a curated record